Messenger RNA from Elephantulus edwardii (Cape elephant shrew), 1593 nucleotides. It is a transcript of the gene ZNF358, whose product is annotated as zinc finger protein 358. Gene Ontology annotation, biological process: regulation of transcription by RNA polymerase II. The record is from RefSeq and is a predicted model, not a curated record. NCBI's taxonomy places the organism in Eukaryota, Metazoa, Chordata, Mammalia, Macroscelidea, Macroscelididae. The transcript has a single exon. Gene Ontology annotation, molecular function: DNA-binding transcription factor activity; RNA polymerase II cis-regulatory region sequence-specific DNA binding. Bases 1 to 1593 code for a protein of 530 amino acids.
AUGCGGCGCUCAGUCCUGGUCCGGAACCCAGGCCACAAAGGCCUCAGUCCUGUUUAUGAGGAACUUGAUUCUGAUUCUGAGGACCAGAACGCCAACCGUGAAGACCUGGACCCUGUUUCUGAAGACCCAGAGCCUCACCCAAAAGACCUCAACACUGUCUCCGAAGAAGACGUGGACCCCAGCUGCGAAGAUCUUGAGUCCGCCUCCCAAGAACUGGAACCUGGUGCGGAAUCCGCUCCGGGCUCCAGUUUGGGGAACUGUGACUCGGAACCUCAAGAUCUCGACCCCACGUCUGCAAGUUCAGACCUUGAUCCAGACGUCAUCGGUCCCGUCCCCCUGGUUCUCGACCCUAACAGCGACGUCCCCGACCUGGACCCCCUGCCCUCCAGCCUCACUGCCACCCCCGAGGUCCUGCCCACCGGCCCCGCGGUGCCCCCCGCCCCCGCCAGCCCGCCGCGGCCCUUCUCCUGCCCGGAUUGCGGGCGCGCCUUCCGCCGCAGCUCGGGUCUGAGCCAGCACCGCCGCACCCACAGCGGCGAGAAGCCCUACCGCUGCCCCGACUGCGGUAAGUCCUUCAGCCACGGCGCCACGCUGGCCCAGCACCGCGGCAUCCACACGGGCGCGCGGCCCUACCAGUGCGCGGCCUGCGGCAAGGCCUUCGGCUGGCGCUCCACGCUGCUCAAGCACCGCAGCAGCCACAGCGGCGAGAAGCCGCACCACUGCCCCGUGUGCGGCAAGGCCUUCGGCCACGGCUCGCUGCUGGCGCAGCACCUGCGCACGCACGGCGGCCCGCGGCCCCACAAGUGCCCCGUGUGCGCCAAGGGCUUCGGCCAGGGCUCGGCGCUGCUCAAGCACCUGCGCACGCACACGGGCGAGCGGCCCUACCCCUGCCCGCAGUGCGGCAAGGCCUUCGGCCAGAGCUCGGCGCUGCUGCAGCACCAGCGCACGCACACGGCCGAGCGCCCCUACCGCUGCCCGCACUGCGGCAAGGCCUUCGGCCAGAGCUCCAACCUGCAGCACCACCUGCGCAUCCACACGGGCGAGCGGCCCUACGCCUGCCCGCACUGCUCCAAGGCCUUCGGCCAGAGCUCGGCGCUGCUGCAGCAUCUGCACGUGCACUCGGGCGAGCGCCCCUACCGCUGCCAGCUCUGCGGCAAGGCCUUCGGCCAGGCGUCCAGCCUCACCAAGCACAAGCGCGUGCAUGAGGGCGCGGCGGCAGCGGCGGCAGCUGCCGCGGCAGCGGCCGCUGGUCUGGGCCUGAGCCCCGUGCCCGUGCUGAGAUCCGAUCAAGUCUCCCUCCUGGAUCCUGAAGCGGCCUCCGUGCUCACCUCUGACCUUGGCCCUGACCUUGGCACCACACUGGGCUCUCUCCCCGAUCCCAGCCACAAAAGCAGCCCCGGCUCCCCAACUACCCCCAGUCCGGAGCCUGUCCCAUCUUCUGACCCCAAGUCUGAUCACGAAGCCGAGCCGAACCCCGAGUCCCACCCUGACCCCAGCUCUCCCAUCCGUGACACUGUCAGUCCAUCCAUCCCUGCAGGUGAGAGUCCCGAGUGGGCACGGGAGCCAGGGGCACUGCUGGGGCCAGAUGGCUGA